This is a messenger RNA of Rhinocladiella mackenziei CBS 650.93, 480 nucleotides long. RefSeq lists its product as uncharacterized. NCBI's taxonomy places the organism in Eukaryota, Fungi, Ascomycota, Eurotiomycetes, Chaetothyriales, Herpotrichiellaceae. The transcript is spliced from 2 exons. The coding region runs from base 1 to 480 and encodes 159 amino acids. The record is from RefSeq and is a predicted model, not a curated record.
AUGUCACAAACCAACGCGGAGAAGCACGGUUCGUCCCCGAAAAGACGAAGAUCAGACGGAAGCAUCAGAGACGACCAAAUCUGGCCCAUGGACGACUUCAAGGAUGGUCUCCUACCAAAGGGCGAUGGACAAGCUUCAAAAGCGAGGCGACAAAUGGACAUGCUCAGACGACGAAUUGCGGCAAUUGAAGUACACAAAGCGGGGCAGGAAGGUGGCCUCAGGAAGUGUUCAAGCAGUGUGGAAGCAGAAGGACCGCAGUUGAGUCACAAGACUGAACGCCGCAUUCUGGAGGAGGACAGCGCACACUCAAGAGAUGGGGAUAUCAUUGAAUUGGAUACGGGUAGGGAUUUUGGGUAUGGGCUCAGCUACAAUACUUGUACUCUGCCGGAAUUAUUGGGUGUGGCUCAACUCUACGCCAAAAUAGCCAACCUGCUUCUUGUACGGACCAAAUUAAGACAUGAUCAUUCCAUGUAUGGUUAG